This is a messenger RNA of Hydatigera taeniaeformis, 570 nucleotides long. The record is from the annotation of a GenBank genome assembly. NCBI's taxonomy places the organism in Eukaryota, Metazoa, Platyhelminthes, Cestoda, Cyclophyllidea, Taeniidae.
AUGUGUGUGUUUGUUGAGCUUCAUUGUCUAGGCGGAAUUUGGUCCGCAUUUUAUAGGCUUUUUGGAUCUCGAGAAAGGCGAAUACUUAUUCUGGGGCUGGAUGGUGCGGGAAAAACGACAAUUUUAUACAAGUUACAAGUUGGCGAAGUUGUGACAACCAUUCCGACUAUUGGAUUCAAUGUUGAAACGGUCCAUUACAAGAAUCUGAAGUUCCAAGUAUGGGAUCUGGGUGGACAAACAAGUAUCCGUCCCUACUGGCGCUGUUACUAUGCCAAUACUGACGCUAUAAUCUACGUUGUGGACAGCAUGGAUCGCGACAGAAUUGGCAUCUCCAGACAAGAGUUGAUUUCAAUGCUUGAGGAGGAGGAACUCAAAACCGCUGUCCUAGCUGUUUUUGCCAACAAGCAGGACAUUGAUGGCUGUAUGUCCGUUACUCAAGUAGCCUCGUCACUCGGCCUAACCUCCAUCAAAAAUCGGACGUAUCAGAUUUUCAAGACUUCGGCUGUUCGCGGUGAUGGUCUCACGGAAGCCAUGGAUUGGCUUGCUGAUACGCUGAAUCGGCAGUCUUGA